Messenger RNA from Ochotona princeps (American pika), 1683 nucleotides. It is a transcript of the gene SLC17A9, whose product is annotated as solute carrier family 17 member 9. Gene Ontology annotation, molecular function: transmembrane transporter activity. Gene Ontology annotation, biological process: transmembrane transport. The record is from RefSeq and is a predicted model, not a curated record. Lineage: Eukaryota; Metazoa; Chordata; Mammalia; Lagomorpha; Ochotonidae.
AUGCAGCCCCCAGAUGAGGCCUGCAGGGACACGGCUGAGGAGGCCCACUGGUCCAGGCCCGAGUGCCAGAUGUGGACGGGGACCCUGCUGCUGGGCACCUGCUUGCUGUAUUGUGCCCGCUGCAGCCUGCCCUUCUGAGCGGCUGCCAUGAGUCAGGACUUCGGCCUGGCCCUCAGCAGCUUCUUCUGGGGCUACUGCUUCACUCAGGUCGUGGGCGGCCACCUCGGAGACCGGUACACUGCCCUGCCCUCCGCCAGGCCCCAGGGAGCCUGCGCCCCCCAACUUCUGGUCGGGGAGGGCCUGCACUGCCGCAACGAGAGCUUCAGGGCCGCCACACCGCUGCUCACCAGCCUGGGCAGCACCCACCUGCUCUUCCUGAUGCAGGCCCUCACGGGCCUGCUCCAAGGGCUCGACUUCCUGGAGCUGUGCAGCCUGCUGGCCCAGAAGGCGCGCGAGAGCGAGCGGGCCUCGGCCUACAGCACCGUGGGCUCUGGCACCCAGUGUGGGUAUGUCCCACCGCUCAGGGCUGGACUUCAUGUUGCCCAUCCUUGUCUGCCGUUCUGUGGGCAGCUGCAGCAGAUGCUAUAUGACGAUGCCCAGCCAGUCAGCAGGACCCAGGGUGUCCUGGGGCCAGGGGCGGACAGUGGGGUGGUCGGCGGGGCGGACCGUCGCUGGUCCCAAGCUGCCCCCUCAGACCACAGCCUGACCCCUGGGCUCCUGUCGCGAGGCCCACCCUCCGCCCGACCAGCCCGGGUGUCCUGGAGACUGCUCUUCUGGGGGCCGGCACUGUGGGCCGUUGUCUUCUCCCAGCUCUCCUCAGCGUGCUCCUAUUUCACCCUCCUCUCCUGGCUACCCACCUUCUUCCAGGAGACUUUCCCCCAUGCCCAGGGCUGGAUCUUCAAUGUGGUGCCCUGGCUGGUGGCCAUCCCCACUGGACUGCUCGGUGGUUUACUUGCUGAUCACCUCAUCAGCCAAGGUUACAGAACCAUGACCGUGCGGAAACUCAUGCAGCUGUUGGGUCUCGGCCUGUCCAGCGUCUGCGGGCUAUGUGUGGGGCACAGCCGCAGCUUCCUCUCCUCUGUGGCCUUUGCCACAGCCUCCAUUGCUCAGACCUUCAACCAUAGCAGCAUCUCAGUCCUGAACGUCCAGGACCUGGCCCCGUCCUGCGCCGGCUUCCUCUUUGGUGUAGCCAACACAGCCAGGGCCCUGGCAGGUGUGCUGGGUGUGUAUGUGAGCGGAUACCUGAUUGAGAGCAGGGGCUCCUGGGCCAGCCUCUUCUACCUGGGUGCAGCAGUCAAUGCCCUGGGGUUGUGCAGCUUCCUGGCCUUUGCACAAGCCCAUAGGAUUGACCUGGGCCCUUCCUGGCAAGACUUGUAGCCCUGCGCACCCCGGGCCCUCCCAGAGAGUUGGCGGCAAAGGUUCCCCACAGAAGAGCCAAGGAGGAUGCGGAAGCCCAAACUGGCCUUGCCUGUGCCUCAGUUUCUCCACCUGCAGUGGCCCCACCCUUCUUACAAUACUGGCAUGACCACGGGGCCUGAGUGGGCACUACUGCUGCUGGACAGCCAGGCAGCGCUUCCCGGCUGCUGGCCUGAGGCACUACCCCGGACCCCAGGCCAGAGGGUAGCCAGCGGCUGCAGGGUCCCCACCCCAGCCUGUGGAUCUCCCCUCCCCCACCAGCAGCUG